Molecule: messenger RNA, 4092 nt
Organism: Symbiodinium pilosum
Lineage: Eukaryota; Dinophyceae; Suessiales; Symbiodiniaceae
Source: the annotation of a GenBank genome assembly
AUGUGGGAGGCCACAUAUGCCCCUUUUGGGACGGCCAAGAUCAAAAUCCAUGCAGUGCAUCUGGCAGCAAGCCUCGGCAGUGUGGAGGUUCUGCAGUGGCUUCGGAGUCGGUGCUCACCUGACGUGCUGAUCCGGCGGGCCGUUCUUGAAACAUCAGUUGAAAGCAAAGUUGUAUGUCGUGAUCAUUACACGCCCUUGCUGUGCGCCCUUUGGAUGAGUCAAGUGGAGACGGUGAUGUGGAUAUUGGAAUCCGCACCGGACAGUGCCACAAUUCGGAAUGCUGAUGAAAUGGCGGCGCUCCACAUUCUGGCGAACAUCGGCUUGCCGGACGUACCUGAAGCCAAGAGAAGCUUAGCGUUCGAGCGGAUUGCUGAAGCUCUGGUGACUCGAAAAGCGGACCUCGCUGCAAAAGUGGGCAGCUUGAAGAAUCGCAAGGAUCCUGCAGCAGAAAUCGUGCGAAACAAGACCGCUCUGGAAAUUGCAGUGGACAAGCGAUGUGCGUUUCCAAAGCAGAUGCUUCAUUUGCUGACGCAGUCAUAUCACUAUCCCAAGCGGAGCAGACUUUUCAUAGAAGUGAAUCUGAUUGCCAAGGCCAAUCCAGCAGCUGCGGUUCAGCUCGUAGGCAGAAUAAAGAAGCGAGCUCCCGGCCAGCUCGAAGAAAACCUUCGUCAAGAAGUUUUGGAGUAUGUCAGAGAUGCGAACGACCAUGGUCGAGAAGGCCACAUGGAGAUGUUCAUUGAGACGCUCAAGAGAUCCCCAAUAGCGGGUGCCAAGUUGCUGGAACUUCUCAUGGGCGAGCCCAAGGUUGCAGAUGCCCGCAGGUAUGGCCUUCCACUUUUUACGGUGCUGCCAAACAGGGAGAUGCAGCUGGCGGCAGAUGUUUCAGUUAUCGAAGGUCAGGACAGAUUAUCCCGCGUCUGCAAGCAGGUUGCCCUGGCCAAGGCUUCAUUUCUAGUUCAUGCAAUGGGUUUUGCAGACACCGAAGCGUGUGGUCUUCCCUUGGCAAAUGCUUCGGUGGCAACUAGGGUACUUCUACAGCGAUUUGCUCAUGGUCCUCAAGACAAGACGGCCUGGAGUCGCCAGCAGGACUGGGCCCAAGUGUUGCUUGCCCAGUAUAUGCGGGCUACCACAGCCCAGCCGAACAGCUCAAGUGCUGCUGCGGUGGAAGGUGUGGCUGCAAACCAAGAAGGGGACUUGGCGAUAUUUCUAGUUUCUUUGGCAACGAACUGUGGGGUCGUGACGUUGGCCGUGCUCGGGCUGAGUCUAUUCCGUGUCUUGCUGCCAUUAGUCUACCAGCGUUCCAAGUCGCGUGACCUCAGCUCAGCGGCAGAGGAUGCAGGGCUUAAAUCGAGACGUAGAAGGGAAAUGCCACAGCGCUCUUGCACCGGCUGUGAAUGGUUAAUGAAGAGCUGGAAUGCAUCGACAGAGGAAGUUGCUGAUGUCGCAGGAUUGGAUGCCGCGAUGCAUUGCGAAUUUCUAGAUCUUGGCAUGCGCUUGUGUAUGAUGGUGGGUUUUCCAUGCUUCGUCGUACUUUGCCCACUGCAUUUUCUGCUUGGCGGCGAUGCUGCGGGUGCUGACCAACUCAGCAAGCUUGGCAUGGCCAACGUGAUGCAUGGAUCAUGGCUGUGCUGGCUGCAUGCCUUUUUUGUUUGGUAUGUUGUUGUCAUCACGCACGCGCAAGUACAUCUUGCACAAAGCCGGUUUAUGCCACUCCGCAUGCGAUGGCUGCAGACAUCUCCGGUCCCCAAUGCCACGACAGUCCUCGUGCGAGGCAUCCCAGAGACUUUGCUCACCGGGGAUGCCCUUCGCAGAUUCUUUGAUGAUGGAGUCUUUGGCUACCAGGCUGUGAAGCGCAUCGAGUUCAUCAAGGAUACUGGUGAGCUUUUGUACUGGAAAAAUGUUGCAGACACUGGGCAGGGGUCGUGGCGAACGGGCACUGGCCGUGUACUUCAGGGCCAGGAGCUCCAAGCUGUGGCUGCCAGCACGGUUGACACGCGCAGAAAGCAGCUGAUCCGCUCCAGUGACAGAAAUUCCUCAAAUGCUUUCGUCACUUUCCAUCAGCAGCGUGAAGCCGUGGUCGCUCAGAAGUUACUGGCUGAGGAGGAUAAUGAUGGCAUCCGGGCAGAAGCUGCGCCCGACCCAGGUGAGGUACUUUGGAGUGACCUUCUUCUGGACCCAGGAAGCCAGGCGAUCAAGGAACUGAUCGGCUACUUCCUCAUCUUCCUUGUGUUCUGGGGUUUCAUGCCACUUGUUGUGUUCAUUCAGUCAAUUGCAAACCUGCACACACUGGAGAACAUUCAGUUCUUCAAAACCCUUGUGGACAACUUUCCCGCGCUGGCGACCUUGUGGAACGGCUUGAUGGCAUCUUUUGCACUCUCCGUGGCUAUGAGUUUCCUUCCCUCGAUGCUAAUGGCAAUCUUCGCUUACUUCUUUGUUUUCACAGCAGAGGUGGAGCGACAGCAUCGCCUGCAGGUGUGGUACUUCUACUUUCUAUGUGUGUUCGUUCUCCUCGUCACGGCCAUUGGCUCGUCGAUACUUGCAACCGGCGAAUACCUUGCAAAGCAUCCCUUCGAUGCACCAAGCCUUCUGGCAAAGAAUAUGCCUCAGAGCACGCACUUCUACCUGAACUUCAUUCCAAUGCAGAUGGCUGCGUAUGCCACAGCGGCUAUGAGGCUGCCCCAGCUUGCCAAAUACGUGGCCUUCCGUAUGUUUCUCAGCCCUUUAGAUGCGAAGUUCCGAAUCGAACCUGAAGACCAGGCGUACUUCGGAAUCGGAUCUCGGUCUGCUCGCGCAGCGCUACAGCUGGUCACCAUCCUGACCUUCUGCACUCUUUCCCCUUUGAUCUCACUCCUCGGCUUUGUUAUGUUUGCCGUAUGUCGCGCAAUGCAUGGCUUUCUGUUCAUGGAGGUAGAGUCGACGAAGUCAGAUUUGGGCGGCGUGUUUUGGGUGACGAGCCUCCGACAAAUUCUGCAGGGCUUAUCUAUCUUUGUCCUUCUUAUGACAGGUGUCCUUGCCGAGCGCUCUGGCGGCUGCGUGCCAGGUGCAGUGGCAGCAAGCAGUAUCGUCUUCGUGUAUUGGUCAAACGUCACAUUUCGCCGACGAUACCGCUGGCAGCAUCGGUUGACGCUUCUUUGUUUGUUUCUCUUCGGUGACCGUGUGAACACCGCGCGAGCCAAAGUGCUUCUGGCGGUCAAUCUUCUUCUGAGAUGCCUGGCUAUCAUUGCGGAGCUGCGUGUGAUACAGCCGGUGGGGCCAUUGAUUAUCGCCGUUUUCCAGUCGUUUGCGCCCAUGAGUGGAAUGUUCGCUUUCAUGGGUAUGAUGUUUGUCACAUUCGCCCUGACUUUUCUAACGUUGAAGGAUGAGGAUCGAAGUGCUGUCUAUGUCCUGCUUAAUCUCUACCAAGCCUUAUUCCUGACAGACAGUGAUGGUGCGGAGAGCAUAUCCGGCAUCGACAUUGGUCACCAACAGACCCUGGAUUUUGGUGUUGAGAUGUACACCGGCGACGGCAGCGAGCUGUUGCUGACGGUUACCACAUCUCUAAUGCUUUUUGCAACGUCAAUCUUCUCAUUGGUGCUUCUGAAUUUGACCAUUGGCAUGUACACAAAGUAUUAUGAGCUGCAGGAGCCCCUGGCUCGGUUGGCGUUUCAGCAAUGUCGCGCAAGGUUUUGUGUGCGCUUCAUGUUGAGACCAUCGGUGCCGCGAAAGUGGCUGUCGGGAAGGAAGCUUGAAGCAUCAAAAUGGAAGACCUGUUUGGGUGCUUUGCCCUUUGUGGUGAUGUUUUUGGUGGCCACCUGUCACGUUCGUGAUGUGUACCUGGGCGGGCUUUCACUGUCUGCGGCGCUUCUUGUAGUGCAGGCAGCGCUUCUGAUCAGCGUCAGCGAUUUGGAUUCGCGGCACAGGUACAUGUGGGUAAGCUAUCGCUCUGAUUACUCAGAGAAUUUUUACAUGAACCAGGACGUUGAGAUUACACAGCUGAAGUCCGAGCUGCAUGCCGCGGAGCGCAGACAGUCUGAAGAAAUUGCCUCGCUGGCUGGAGAUGUGAGGAGGCUGGAGCAACAAGUGAAAACUUACAACGACCUCCUUCGUGGCAAG